This is a messenger RNA of Bombina bombina (fire-bellied toad), 561 nucleotides long. RefSeq lists its product as uncharacterized. The coding region runs from base 1 to 561 and encodes 186 amino acids. Lineage: Eukaryota; Metazoa; Chordata; Amphibia; Anura; Bombinatoridae. The record is from RefSeq and is a predicted model, not a curated record. The transcript has a single exon.
AUGUCCCUAAUUUACAAAGCAAACCUGGAGACAAACUUUACAUGCCAAAAGUGCCCUGACUCCAACCACAAGAUACCAAGCCACACCCACAGACCACCAGUAGCAUUACACCCUGAAUGUAACCACUCUCCCAGCUACCCAGCCACACCCACAGACCACCAGCAGCCUCACACCCUGAAUGUAACCACUCCCCCCAGCUACCCAGCCACACCCACAGACCACCAGCCACUCCCCCAGUUACCCAGUCACACCCACAGACCACCAGCAGCCUCACACCCUGAAUGUAACCACUCCCCCCAGCUACCCAGCCACACCCACAGACCACCAGCAGCCUCACACCCUGAAUGUAACCACCCUGAAUGUAACCACCCUGAAUGUAACCACUCUCCCAGCUACCCAGCCACACCCACAGACCACCAGCAGCCUCACACCCUGAAUGUAACCACUCCCCCCAGCUACCCAGCCACACCCACAGACCACCAGCCGCCUCACACCCUGAAUGUAGCCACUCCCCCAGUUACCCAGUCACACCCACAGACCACCAGCAGCCUCACACCCUGA